AUGGGGAAUCCUUUUGGAGACAGUUCCAGCGGCAGCAGCUUGAGACCCGAUUCUCAAGCAAAAGACGCCCGAGGUCGCUCCCCCUCUGGUUUCUCCUUGCGAAGGUCGCUUAGCGGUCGUAGCCAGCGCAGCAGCAACGACUCCGGUGACCGUCGCGGCUUAUCCUCCAUCUUUAGCAAUAAUCUAUUCUCGUCGAACUCGCGUUCUCAACGGGGACGCGGAGCAAGCCCACCUCCGCCGUAUUCGCCGGCGCCCGCCGAGGCUUCUGGUCCAAUUCCCAAUGCUGCCGUAGGCGAGCUACCAGAUGACCAAUACGCCUUCCUGCGGGAAUUCAACACCAUCUUCCUAAUCGACGACUCCCUCUCCAUGAAAGUCGACCGGCGCUGGGCCGAGACGCAAGCCGCGGUCGCGGCCAUCGUGCCCAUCUGCGUGGAGCGCGACGAGGACGGCGUGGACGUGUACUUCCUCAACCACAAGACGGCGGACGGGGGGGACCCGAGCCGCGGGGCGGCGGGGACGGGCUACCGGUCGCUGCGGGACGCGAAGCUGGUGACGGACCUGUUCGACGUCGUGCGCCCGAGCCAGGCGACGCCGACGGGCACGCGCCUGGACCAGAUCCUGCGGGCGUACCUCACGCACUACGACGCGCGCGUGCGCGCCUCGGCCGGCGACGUCUACUGCGUGCGGCCCAUCAACGUGAUCGUCAUCACGGACGGCCAGCCGACGGACGAGCCGGGCGAGAUCAUCGCGGCGGCGGCGCGGCGGCUCGACCGCAUGGGCGCGCCGCCGCACCAGGUCGGCGUGCAGUUCUUCCAGGUCGGCCGGGACCCGGGGGCCACGCGGGCGCUGCGCGACCUCGACGACGAGCUGUGCCGCCGCGAGAGCAUCCGGGACAUGGUGGACACGGCCACGUUUAACGCGACGGGGCCGGCGGGCCGCGAUGCUCCCUCGCUCACGGCGGACGGCAUCCUGAAGGUCGUGCUGGGCGCCGUCAAGAGGAAGCUUGACCGGAAGGUUUUGGUUCGGGUCGAUGGGCCGCCGGGGAAGUGA
Daldinia caldariorum is the source of this 1050-nucleotide messenger RNA. RefSeq lists its product as uncharacterized. The record is from RefSeq and is a predicted model, not a curated record. The transcript is spliced from 2 exons. Bases 1 to 1050 code for a protein of 349 amino acids. NCBI's taxonomy places the organism in Eukaryota, Fungi, Ascomycota, Sordariomycetes, Xylariales, Hypoxylaceae.